CAGAAACAUGGCGGCACCUAUAAGCAACAAUUCAGGAUGUUGGGGCGUCCCAGAGGUUUAUAGACACCACGAACAGCGUAAAGUGUGCAUUUCUCGACCAAAAUACAGAGAGGGAAGGAAAGCGAAAGCUGUUAAGGUGUACACCAUCAACUUAGAGUCUCGUUACCUGAUGGUCCAAGGGGUCCCAGCCAUUGGAGUGAUGACAGAGCUGAUCCAACUGUGUGCCCUGUACGGAGCUGUGGAGGAGUACAGGCCCCUGGACGAGUACCCUGCUGAGGAGUUCACGGAGGUCUACCUUGUCAAGUUCGAGAAACUCACCAGUGCCAGGGCAGCCAAAAGGCACAUGGAUGAGAAGAGUUUCUAUGGUGGUGUGCUGCAUGUGUGCUACGUCCCAGAAUAUGAGACAGUGCAGGACACCAGGCUAAAGCUGCAGGACAGGAGGAGAUAUGUGAUCAGGGCUGUUCAGAAUAAAGCAAGAGAAAAGGAACAGAAGGAGGCAGUAAACAAGGAGCCCACGUCAGCAGACACAGCCACCACAUCAGAGACGACCAUCACCAGAGAUGAUAAAACUUACGACAAUGAUAAUACAGGGGAGACUUCAAACAUCAGCCACUAUUCAAGCUUUCCUCUUCUGCCUUUACCUCCCCAUGAAUAUCAUUACCACAGACAUAAAAAUCAGCAUGGAACUAUACAAACAGAGGACAAAAUGGGGACAUUACAUGAUGCCAUCAUUAACACAAAACAGCAGCCAGCACUGAGUUCAAGCUCCAGCCAAACCUCUUCAGACAGAGACAGAGGCACAGCACACAGACUGACCUCAAAUCAGUCUUCAGUCAGAUUUGUCCCACGGACCACACAUCUGGAGAACAGGAAACGCAAGAUGAAGGAGGCUGAGGAGCACUCGCUGACUGGUGUUACUACAAGCAAUGAGCCAUUUAUUGGGCCAAAGCUACCAGAACCACCCAAACUAGACAUGGAGGAUGAGUCGCUCAACACAACAGUAAGCUUGAUCAGGAACACAAUGAAACAGGUGGAAUCAGUUCCUGACCCCAAACCAGUGGAGAAAAAGGUGAAACCACGUCGUCGGAUUUGAUCAAGUGAGCUGCGUUGAUGCUGAACUUCAUGCAGAAAUUUCUGCUCCCAUUUGGAAAAUGAGCAUUCAAAGUGUUUCUCUUGGCAUCUUAUUUUUAUUUACAAAAUAUUGCAUCACAGUGCAAACAGUUAUUAACACUCUUAUUAAAGACUACAUAGUUGAA
Messenger RNA from Chelmon rostratus (copperband butterflyfish), 1256 nucleotides. RefSeq names its product RNA binding motif protein 48 (gene rbm48). Bases 8 to 1093 code for a protein of 361 amino acids. Gene Ontology annotation, cellular component: nucleoplasm. Gene Ontology annotation, molecular function: nucleic acid binding. The record is from RefSeq and is a predicted model, not a curated record. The transcript has 5 exons. Lineage: Eukaryota; Metazoa; Chordata; Actinopteri; Chaetodontiformes; Chaetodontidae.